AUGUCCUGGAACCGGCCUCAGCUGAGGAGCGGCACCGAUCUGCAGCUGCAGUCGGCUUUCAAUGACGGACAAUGGGCCAACGCCAUCCGUCUCGCUGAGCAGCGAUUCCGGACAUUCAAGGAUCCCUAUUUUGAGGCUGUGAAAACAUGCGCCGAAAGUCAGUUGGACUCACCUUUGGAAAAGGCGUCACCCUUCAUUGCCAUCCGGAAGCUGGUUCAAGAUCCGACCGCCGUGAGGGACCCUGACACUCUGGAGUUGCUCGAGUGGGCUUCCGAGGAGUUUAUUGGGGACCAGGACUUUUCCGAGACCUUUGGCCCCUUGAAGCUGCGCUACGUCAAAGCCAAGCCCAAGGACAAAAAUGGUGGUACGAGAUGCCUGGAAUCAUGUCUGCUUCACUGGGACUUGGUCAGCGCACAGCAAAUCGCAGCAGUGCUCGACAAGUCAUUUCCUCAAGAAAGAAGCUUCCUUUUCUGGAACAUCGCCAUAACGCAUCUACUGGCAACCAAUGAGCAGUGUCCAGCUGGAAAGAAGCAGCUCUAUGGCAUGCUCGCCCUGAAGCAAAUGCAGCGUGCUGCGCAAUUUGCAGAACAGAGUGGCGUCGAGAAGAACGGCGAAGUCUCCGACCGAGCCAUCAAGACAGAAGAAGAGAUCCUCCUCUUCUACCGCAUUCUCGAGGCCCAUGGCUCCAAUGCCGAGUGGGAUGCAGCCCUGAAGGGCCCUACCCUUAACCCUGUCUACCAAUUCAGGAAAGGACGCAAAGAAUUGUUUCUGCAGGCGAUAGAAGUUCUCGAGCGGAAGGGGCAGUGGAAGACUGUCUACGACCUAUGCAAGGAUUGUCUGUCAACGACGGACGAGAAUCAAAAGCUGAGCCUUCUUGCUUGUGACUAUGCGGUGUGGAAGAAAUUCCUCAAUGCCGCGGGCCAGAUAGGACAAACCCAAGAGACUUCUGCCGAGGUUUCCGAACUCAUCAACCGCUUCCUGACUCAAGAGGGUGUACGAUCCAUCUACAAGCGCAACGUCCGCCUGGCAAAGGUGGAAGCUACGUUCCUCUUCCCCAAGACCACGCAGCCAGGCUCUACAGCCAAGUCAACCGAAUUCGAGGAAUUGCGUCAGUACAUUGAGGUCGAGUGCGAAUCGCCUGUCUGUUUCGACGACGUCAGGGGUUUUGUCGAGCGACUUCCGCCACAAGAGAUCAAAGCCCUUGCGUAUGAAUUCCUUAUUGGACUGUCAGAAGAGUCUCAGGACGCUGCGAGAUCAGCAUCUGUGAAGGCUCUUGCGUACAAGCUGCAAUACCUCGGACUGUCUUCGCCCCAGACCCUCGUUCGUGUCCCGAAUGAGGAUGUCAAGAAACCAAAUGAUUGGAAGUGUAUCACUUGCAACACCAUCAACGAGUCACCCACCUGCACAGCCUGUGUCAAGAAACUACUGGAGUCAGCCUUGAGCCUGUACUCCUCCCUCAUCAACUCCACUGAAAUCGGCCACCUUGAUUGUGUUCCGGAACUAGCUAUCCUCGCAGCAUCAUGCUGUGUGAGGUUGAGCGGCGCCCACGAACGUGGCAUCGACAACCCCACCUCGCUUUCGAAGAACAGCAGACCUGACCGCUUGCUUCAGGCUGCCCUCAUCAUCGAAGAUCAGCUCACAAGGACACCAAAGCACACAAGACUUACACUGGUUUUGGUGCGCAUCUACCUAGUGCUGGGAUGCGCUUCCCGUGCUCGUGAAGUGUGGGAUACCACAGACGUGAAGCGCACCAUUAUCGAUUCUCUUGGCCCCUACUUCUUCGACCGCCUAUCAACCAUUGCGCCAACUUUGGUUCUUCCGCCAAACAGACCUGAGAGAGGACUCAUGCAGGGACUGAAAUCUCAUUACCGGACGUCUCUCAAGCUGAGAAUGCCUAGAAGGCUGGCUGAUGCUUUUGAAGCUGAGAGUUACACUGCCAUUCUUGAUAUACCCAGUUACACUGAGCGGCUGAGGGCCAGCUGCACGCUUGUGAUGGGAUAUGUGGAGGAGUCUCAAGCUGCUAGAGCGCUGGAUAUCCGCAGCGACUCGAUAUUCGAAGAGCCGGCGAUUGACGAAAUCACCGACGGCUCUGUGCUGAACGAGGUAAUCGACUACGGAUCUGUACCUAACCUAGAGGCUGCCUCGAGCCGCCCUACAUACGACGUUCUGCGGCUGGGCCCUGAUCCAUCGAACCUGCGUUCCCACUUGGCUCUCGCUGCGGAAAGGUUCUUCGAGAUCAUGACAUUCAAAGCCGCAUCAUCUUACAAGGUGGCCAACACCGCACAAACGACAGCAGCAGAGCUGACCUUCGUCCUGGAAUCCCUCCAGCGCCUGGGCAAUACCCUGAGUAGAUUCCUUCACACUCGCGGCAAGAAUCUUACGCAGCAGGAGGAAACUUACUACGAAGUGAUUUCACUUCUGACUACCCUGAUUCCCCUCUCCGUCUCCGCCAGUAGAAGCCCGCCGCCUCCCGAGCUUCUGGCAAGCAUCGUGUCAGCGAUCAAGUCGGGCCUGGAGGUCCUUCGCGCGCAAGCGCUCUCGACGCCAGCUGAUGCAGAAGAGUCCACGUUGCUCCUGAUGCUAGGCUCGCUGCAUGGCCUGUCGAUUCUUCGCGACGCUGCCGCUGCCGUGAAGCUGGCCACGUCUUACAUCGUGACUUUCAACGAUCGUGAGAAGGAGAGGGAUCGCUCUGGGCAGAGCAACGUGCCCAAGGAUGUCAUGGUUCAAGUCAAGGCACUAGAGGCUGCAGCUGGCACUGCUUUCACGGAAGGCAAAGCGCGGGUUGCUCUCUUGAAGCAGGAAAGCAACACGCUGAACGCUAAGCUGAGCUCCUGGACGUUUCAGACAGAGUCUGGAGACGACGUAUCAAAACAGAUACGCGAGGUAGCAGGGUCUCACGUCGGUGUUUGGUCACAGCGGGUGACUGACAGCUGGCGAACGAACGUGAAGGGCUGGGAAUCGGUGCGAUGGGAGUAG
Colletotrichum phormii is the source of this 2976-nucleotide messenger RNA. Its product is annotated as N-acetyltransferase B complex non catalytic subunit. Lineage: Eukaryota; Fungi; Ascomycota; Sordariomycetes; Glomerellales; Glomerellaceae. Gene Ontology annotation, cellular component: cytoplasm; NatB complex. Bases 1 to 2976 code for a protein of 991 amino acids. Gene Ontology annotation, biological process: N-terminal peptidyl-methionine acetylation. The transcript has 8 exons. The record is from RefSeq and is a predicted model, not a curated record.